This is a messenger RNA of Exaiptasia diaphana, 633 nucleotides long. RefSeq names its product DNA polymerase nu-like. Gene Ontology annotation, molecular function: DNA-directed DNA polymerase activity; DNA binding. The transcript has 8 exons. Gene Ontology annotation, biological process: double-strand break repair; DNA-templated DNA replication. Lineage: Eukaryota; Metazoa; Cnidaria; Anthozoa; Actiniaria; Aiptasiidae. The record is from RefSeq and is a predicted model, not a curated record. The coding region runs from base 1 to 633 and encodes 210 amino acids.
AUGCAAAUUCCUACUCAUCAAUACAUUGUGGGAAAAGAAAACGAAUCAGUGAGCAUUUUUCCUAGGGAAGCAUUCCACAGCAAAGAAGGAUGGUCCUUCCUGGCUGCAGAUUUUCAAUCGAUUGAGUUACGUCUGUUGGCGCAUUUAUCUAAUGACAUCGCCCUUCUGAAAGUGUUCAAUGAAAAGAAUUCUUCUGAUGUUUUUAUCACUCUUACUUCACAAUGGCUUAACAAAAGAUCUGAAAGCGUUCAAUUUCAAGAAAGAGAGCAGACCAAGAGAAUUGUUUAUUCUGUUAUCUAUGGCGUUGGGCGUGAACGGCUUGCUAAGAACAUCGGAGUUAGUGUGGACAAAGCAAAGGAAUUUAUGAAGAGUUUCUUGGAUAAAUUCCCAGGAAUUAGCCUUUUUACUCGAAAAUGCAUUGAAGAGUGCAAGAAAAAUGGCUAUGUCUGCACAAUUUUUAAAAGAAAGCGCUGGUUCCCACAUAUUAAUGCACCUCAGUUCAAUCUCCGAGCACAAGCAGAGCGGCAAGCGGUCAAUUUUGUUGUCCAAGGUUCGGCUGCUGAUAUUUGUAAAUCGAGCAUGAUAGAAGUUGUACGUUCCUUCAAAAAAGAUCCUUCCAUUCGCGCAAGGUAA